Molecule: messenger RNA, 1011 nt
Organism: Cercospora beticola
Lineage: Eukaryota; Fungi; Ascomycota; Dothideomycetes; Mycosphaerellales; Mycosphaerellaceae
Source: RefSeq, a predicted model, not a curated record
GGGUCUUGAGACAAUCAGCCAAGUAGCAGGAUUGAUUUGAGCUGCAGUCGUUCACUCUUCUGGCAUCUGCCUCACGACCUCUCACGUCGAAGUGGUAUCGCGAGAAGUACCGACAGCUGAAGAAUACUGCUUGAUUCCGCGUCUAUCGUCACUCACCUUCGCGCGACCACGCUACCUGAGUCAUCCUCUUUCUGGUUUCCUUCCAUAAACCCUGAUUCACGAGCGGAAGCCACAGUCGUGCCAGUGCCGAUUCUACUGGACGUUCUCUAGCACCACGGAAGGUGAAGCGGCUGCGAAGGAGGAACAUACUUUACAAACAGCAGACAUGUCUGCGCCCAACGUUCUCAAACUGCCCCGCAAGAUUCGUGAUCGCAUAUUCGAGAUGGUGCUACGAGUGCCCCAUCCGAUAUACCUUUUCCAAGAGAUGGAGGAGCUAGUAGAAGCAUUUGCGCCCGAAAAGCCUAUCCAAUGGCUCGCAAUGCUUUAUACUAGCAAACAACUCGGAACCGAAGCAAGUGCUGUGCUAUACGGCAGGAACAAAUUCAGUCUCUUGGAGACGACGCCGAAGGAGAAGAUUCUGCUGAAGACCUUCUUGCAUGGGAUAGGACUAGUAAACGCAAGCUCAAUCUCACACAUGUGUAUUAGCUUCCCGUCUCUCGACAGUCAGGCUGAUUAUAGCCAGUUCCGAGAAGACAGUGCUGAAAUUCUAGCGCUUCUCCGAGAGAAGUGUACUAGGCUAAAGGCGCUGGAACUUCUUAUGCAUAGUAAGAAUUGCGGCGGAUGGACUAGUACUACUGAAAACACAAUAGAUAACAUUGGGGGUGCAUUACCCUAUAUCGACCGGCAGCUGAACACCAUCAAUGGUAGAAUCCAGAUAUCUGUAAGAGUCUACAGUGGAACUCUACACCCCCUGGUAUCUGCUACUAUGCAGGACUUGGGAUGGCUCAUACUGGCCCGAGAAUAACAGACAAUCUCAACUGAAAAAUCAUUCAGACGUGCAUUAUUCCAGAC